AUGGGUAUUUCCAGGGUUUCAAAGAACAAGACAUGCAGGAAGAAAAGAAAGUAUGAACUCGGUCGCCAGCCGGCUAACACCAAGCUAUCAAGCAACAAAACACUUAGGACGAUUCGUGUUAGAGGUGGCAAUGUGAAAUGCAGAGCUUUGAGAUUGGAUACUGGAAACUGUUCAUGGGGGAGUGAAGCUGUCACUCGAAAAACCCGUUUGCUAAAUGUGGUUUACAAUGCUUCCAACAAUGAGCUUGUGCGAACUCAGACUCUUGUAAAGAGUGCUAUUGUGCAGGUUGAUGCCGCUCCAUUCAAGCAGUGGUACCUUCAACACUAUGGUGUUGAAAUCGGUAGCGCAAAGAAAACUUCUGGCAAGAAAGACUCUGCAGAGGAAAGUGAGGCUGUUACAGAAGAAGUAAAAAAGAGCAACAAUGUACAGAGAAAAUUGGAGCAACGCCAGAAAGAUCGUCGGCUGGAUCCCCUUAUUGAAGUGCAGUUUGGUGGUGGACGAUUGCUUGCCUGCAUUUCUUCUCGACCUGGUCAAUGUGGCAGAGCUGACGGCUACAUCCUGGAAGGUAAGGAGCUGGAAUUUUACAUGAAGAAACUGCAGAAGAAGAAGAACGGAAACGGUGCUGCUUGA
Messenger RNA from Medicago truncatula (barrel medic), 630 nucleotides. RefSeq names its product 40S ribosomal protein S8. Gene Ontology annotation, cellular component: ribosome. The record is from RefSeq and is a predicted model, not a curated record. The transcript is spliced from 5 exons. The coding region runs from base 1 to 630 and encodes 209 amino acids. Gene Ontology annotation, biological process: translation. Lineage: Eukaryota; Viridiplantae; Streptophyta; Magnoliopsida; Fabales; Fabaceae. Gene Ontology annotation, molecular function: structural constituent of ribosome.